Molecule: messenger RNA, 1419 nt
Organism: Hypoxylon trugodes
Lineage: Eukaryota; Fungi; Ascomycota; Sordariomycetes; Xylariales; Hypoxylaceae
Product: major facilitator superfamily domain-containing protein
Exons: 5
Coding region: 1-1419 (472 amino acids)
Biological process (GO): transmembrane transport
Cellular component (GO): membrane
Molecular function (GO): transmembrane transporter activity
Source: RefSeq, a predicted model, not a curated record
AUGGCUCAUAUAGAGACUCCAACAGACGAGGAAGAUAUUACGGAUCCUGUCGAGGCAAAAAAGGUGCUACGAAAGGUCGAUUGGCGUAUCAUUCCAUUGCUUCAAUUCCUCUAUAUGUUAACGUUUCUUGAUCGCGUUAACAUUGGAAAUGCGAGGCUUUGGAAUUUGGAACGCGACCUGAAAAUGUCCGGUUAUGAUUAUAAUGUUGUGGUACUGAUUUUUUAUGUCCCAUACAUAAUUCUCGAACUUCCAUCAAAUUACUUCUUUAAUCGAAUCGAGCCAAGGAAAUUUAUGGGAGUUAUCGUUAUGGGAUGGGGAUUGACGGUUACUUUUUCUGGUUUUUCUACUAGUUUUGGUGGCCUCCUCGUUGGUCGAAUAUUUAUUGGUAUUUUCGAGGCAGGAAUGUUUCCAGGAUGUAUGUACUUGAUAUCUGGGUGGUAUCGACGGCACGAACUUGUAACACGUAUGGCUUUCUUCUUCGUCGCCAACGACAUUGCGGGUACAAUAUCAGGAUUACUUGGCGCCGGUUUAGGAUCCCUUGAUGGGGCACGUGGAUAUUCUGGAUGGCGCUGGAUUUUCUUUAUUGAAGGUGCUGUAACAUGCAUCGCAGCGGUCCUUGCCUGGUUUUACGUUCCUCCAUUUCCGGAGAACAGCAAUUUCUUAACGCCAGCUGAGAAGAAAUGGCUACUUAAUCGACUAAAAUCCGACAACAAAGGCAUGUCCCAUGAAAAGAUGACCAUCCGAAAAGUCGCAGAUUCACUCAAGGACUGGAAGGUCCUUACCUCUGGCGUACUCUACCUCGCUGUCUGCACUACAGCCUAUGCCAUAUCUGUUUUCCAACCUACUAUUCUACGUACCUUUGGCUGGGAUGAUCUCAAGUCAAAUCUUCUAAGCGCACCACCACGACUCGCAUCCGGCAUCGUUUCUGUUCUGAUUGGCAUCUGGUCAGAUCGAAUUCAACGAAGAGGCGUGUUUUGUCUUGGUGGUUUCUCCUUAAGUAUGCUAGGUCUAUUUCUCAUCGCAUUUUUAAAAGGUAGCCUUAGAUACAUGGGUAUCUAUUUUGCUGCUAUUGGGAUUUACAUAGUACAACCUUUAUGUAUCGCCUGGUGUGCGAACCAAGUGACAAGUUCUGCCAAGAGGGGAACCAUCACCGCCUUCGCUGGUACUCUAGGACAAUUCGGUGGAAUUAUCUCAGCUCUAGUAUUUCCAUCUAAGGAUGGACCUCAAUACCUUCCUGGAAUCAUGACCUGUGUCGCUUUUCAAAUAGCAGGAGUUAUUGCUGCCAUUAACCUAUGGGUUUGUUUGUCUUAUGAGAAUAGACAACGAGAAGCAGGAAAGCGUGAUCAUUUACGGGAACUUUCCCAAGAAGAACAAGACCAACUCGGGGAGAAACAUCCUGACUUUAGGUACACUGUCUAG